Molecule: messenger RNA, 3037 nt
Organism: Styela clava
Lineage: Eukaryota; Metazoa; Chordata; Ascidiacea; Stolidobranchia; Styelidae
Product: GLIPR1-like protein 1
Source: RefSeq, a predicted model, not a curated record
UGGGAUUCAACGAAGUUUUGUAACGCUGUUUGCAUUGUUCAGUGUACUAUAUUAAGGUCACAUUGUUCUUCAGAUUUUCAUACUAGUUCUAAGUAUAUAACAGAAAUAUGAAGACGAUUCCUGUUUUCGUGAUGUUGAUGUUUCUUUGUAUUCCAUCAAGAAAUUCAGCUGACAUAGGACACUUAAAACUCCAAAGAAGAGAAGAUACAAAGAAACACGAGUUGACUACUAUACAAAAGAAACUAAUCGUUGAUAAACAUAAUGAAUUGAGAAGAGUAGUCAAUCCACCGGCAGCCGAUAUGCUAUAUAUGUCAUGGGACAACGAUCUUGAAAAGCUUGCUACAAGUUACUCAAGAAAAUGCAUAUUUGAGCAUAAUCCGGAUAGAGCGUUAGAAGGAUACAAUUACAUCGGAGAAAACCUGCACGUAUCAAAAGGCCACGGAAUAACUAAUGAGUAUGGUGCGAACGCUGUUAUAUCAUGGGAUAAUGAGAAGCAUGAUUACACAUACGCAACAAGAUAUUGCACACCGGGAAAGCCUUGUGGGCAUUACACGCAGACUGCAUGGGCUAAAAGCUACAAAGUUGGCUGUGGAAUGACCACGUGUGACAUUAUCGACGUAUUUGGGGCAAUUUGGACAAACGCGAUAUUAUUUACGUGUAACUAUGCACCAGGAAGAAAUUCUGGAAGUCAAGCAAUUUAUACAGCUGGAACGCCAUGCUCCAAAUGUCCAAAAUAUGACAAGUGCGUUGAGAAACUAUGUACCAAUACAACAAGGGACUCAUCAGGCUCUAUCAGAAUGACAUCGGCGAACUCAUGGAAGUUUGCGUUUAUAUUCACCGUCAUCUUGCAAUACGGAAUACACAUGUUUGACGACUAAAGAUCAGCAUGACAGGAUCUACAUGCAUUGAAAUCUUUCGAUAUUAACAUGAGACUAUUUUUUGUGACACACACGCUGUUAUUGGACCUAGAAAAUUUGUUAAAAGUAAUUUUAUAAACAGAAAUCUACAUUUUCGAUUGAAUUGUGGACUAAAUUUGAUUAUUUAUGAGCGCUGUUCUAAAACGGAUUCAGAUUCAGAAAACAGAUUUUGGUUUGAUUAUAGUCACAGGUCGUAGUUAUUGCAUCUGUUUUUGAUAGAAUGUCACAAUAUUCCUGUUUGUCUGCUUUUAUUAUAUAUUAUUUUGCACCAUUUAUGGCUAUAGACUAUUUGCACAACAACAUUCGAUAUUUUGCACUUUACAAUAGUUUUUUUUUUGUUUUUAAACGCUCCGUAAUAUUUUGAUUGAAUGAUAUAGUUUACCUCAGUUUCGAACUAAUUGAUCUUCAGAAAGCACUGUAGAGCUUGCAAUCAAUUGUUUAAAAUGAAAUAUCACGGCGCUGAUUUUAGCAAUCAUUUUUAAUGUAUAUCUACCCCAGUACUCACAUGCCUGUCUAUAGUACCAUACCUACCCACAUUUGAUGUAAGUGAAGAUUAAUGUCUACUUGGUAUAUAUAUAGAGAUGUAGGCUACUAACAUCGUUAUUUUUGAACGAUAACAAUACAAUAUCUGACAGAUACUUGACAGUUGUUGUUUGUUGAUAUUAUAAAAUUUUAUUUCUUAUUUAAUUUUGAUUUAAAUAUUUUAAAAUCCAAAUUAUUUUGAUUUGUCAAGGAUUUUUUUAAACUAGUCAAUGAGUUGUAUAUAUCUAGUCUAAGACAGUAGUAUUUCGAUUGUAGCUAUGUUUUUGCUGCUCCCACAUAUAUAUAUCUCAUUUGUGAGGAGGAAAUGAAAGAAGAUAAUUAUGGAAUCAAACGAACAGCUUGCUUACACUUUUGUACAUGAUGAUAUACUUAUGUAUUUUAAUCUUGUUAACUGAUGCCGAAUUAGAAUAAUUAUGCAAAUAAAUGAUUCACGAAUUAUUUGAAUACUUACUAUUAGCAAUUUUCCGGCAAUAGGAGUAAUAUGAUUCAAUUUUAAUCUGUCAUAUCGUAAAGUAGUCGACAGGAUAUGUCUCAAUGGAUACAUUGUGAACGAUGUGUCAUACAUGAUUGUAUCGCUAUUUAGUUGAAUCAUUGCUAUUGCCUUUGACACAAUUGGAUGGUUGAAUAUUUGAAGUUGACAUCAUUUGUCAACUGGGUAAAUAGGUUAUUUUAUUGUUGGCAACAAUCUUUCUAAUUACAUGGCCGAACACGUCUUCUCGCAGGGCCGACUUGUGCGAGACGAAUUGUGCGGGGCCAAUUUUGGUUAUAUAUAAUAAUACAAAAAACUGAAAAAAAAAUUUCUGAUAGAAGAUGAAUUCUUUUCUCACUUCAAAUACUACGAUAUACUAUCAAGUACAAUUUGGGAUUAAAGUAACGUUAUCUUUCGGGCACCGCCUGCCGCGUAAUAUCUUCGUGAAUGGCCGACCUCACAUAUUUUCUUGCAUAGUUUGGCGGCGCGAAAAGAUCUUUUCACCAGAUUCCACAUAGGAAAAACGUGUGCAUCACAGUAGUUGGGAAAAGCAGUGCAUCACCUAGAAUUAGCAUGGGGUUACGUAAGUGUGGAGCCCAUUGCGGUCGGGUGGGUUUGGUACGUACGGAUAUAUUGAUCCAGAAUAAAUUUCCAGCUGCGAGGAAUUCAGCAAACUUUAGGCAGAUGAAACUUCUUCUGUAGGACGACUCUAAAGCAUUUCAGCAACGACGCGAGCAUUCUUGUGGCACAUUGACUUAAUAAUCUGCUCUGCAUCGGUUCAAUGUACACACAAAGCAUUAACAGGAAAUCAUAAAGAUACAGAAUAUGGCCGGUAUGAUGCCACAUAUUAAACAUAUAAUUGCGCCGACCGAUCCUCAACUACAAUCGAACUAUUCAAUGACAAAAGUUAUAUUGAUACUCUAUAAAAACUUAAUUAUAAAAUAUAUUAUGGCAUAAAAACUAUGGAAAAUUGGAGGUAUACAAAAUUAAUAAAACAUUGGAUUGACUUCUGCAUGAACGUGCAUAUAAACUACAGGUAAAUUUUGUGACAGAAGCAAUAUUUAAUAGGUAAAGCUAAUAUAGAUUCAAUUAGUUUUAAAAAAAAAAA